ACGGCGCCUCCACAAAUGCCAUCGGAUCCGCACCCGCACGCUGCAUCAGAAUCUGAAGCUCACGGGACGCCCGACUGAGACAGACAUCUCUGCCACUCACUCCUUCACUACUUCCCACCUCUGCGAAGCCAGCUACAGCACCCACCACACUCCCCACACCGCGACUCGAACGGCCCCACACCAUGUCUGAAAUCAAGCAGGAAGCGCAGCAGAAGCUCGCCGAAUCGACGCAGGCUAUCCCCCAGAGCACGGCAGCACAGCAGAGCGACAAUGUCGCGCACGCGCUCGCCGGUGCGGGAGGCGGUCUGCUCUCCAUGGCGCUGACAUACCCCCUCAUCACCCUCUCGACCCGCGCCCAGGUCGAGUCGAAGCGCGCCCAGUCGUCGACACUGGGCGCCGCACGCCGCAUCAUCAAGCGCGAGGGCAUCACGGGCCUGUACGCGGGCAUGGACUCGGCCCUGUUCGGCAUCACGGUGACCAACUUCGUCUACUACUACUGGUACGAGUGGACGCGCUCCUUCUUCGAAAAGGCCGCGCUCACAUCCGGCCGCGCCUCGAGCAAGCUCACGACCAUCGAGUCCAUGAUCGCGGGCGCUAUCGCCGGAUCUGCCACGGUGCUGCUCACAAACCCCAUCUGGGUCGUCAACACGCGCAUGACGACGCGCAAGUCCGAGUCGGACGAGCCAGUCCUGCCGGGCAGCACGCCCGCCAAAGCCCCCUCGACGCUUGGCACGCUGCUCGCUCUGAUCCGCGAAGAGGGCCCGCUGCGCCUGUUCGCGGGCGUUGCGCCGGCGCUGGUCCUCGUCAUCAACCCCAUCCUGCAGUACACCGUCUUCGAGCAGAUGAAGAACUUCCUCGAGAAGAAGCGCAGGGUCACCCCCAAGGACGCCUUCUACCUUGGUGCCCUCGGCAAGCUGCUCGCGACCAGCAUCACCUACCCGUACAUUACGGUCAAGAGCAGGAUGCAUGUUGCGGGCCGCGAUAGCAAGCCCACGAGCAUGAUGGCGACGCUGAAGAAGAUCAUCAGCGAGGAGGGAUACAGUGGGCUGUACGGAGGUAUCGGACCCAAGGUCACCCAGAGCGUCAUCACCGCCGCUUUUCUGUUUGCGUUCAAGGACGUCUUGUAUGCGUACACUGUCCAGGCGCGCAGGAAGAUCGCCCGCAAGUAGAUUCGUAGUACCAGUGCAUCUCGCUGGUAGUGCAAGCUGCGCCGGCAAGCAACAUCCCACGGACGCAGUGCGUGAGGGCACAAAGUCCGAAUGUACACGAUCGCUGUACAACAGUGCGAGGUAGGAAAAGUUGAGAUUAUGUAUAUACCCUGAAUUCAUGCCAUGUUCUGUUUUA
Molecule: messenger RNA, 1344 nt
Organism: Didymella exigua CBS 183.55
Lineage: Eukaryota; Fungi; Ascomycota; Dothideomycetes; Pleosporales; Didymellaceae
Product: mitochondrial carrier
Exons: 3
Coding region: 183-1169 (328 amino acids)
Cellular component (GO): peroxisomal membrane
Molecular function (GO): AMP transmembrane transporter activity; ADP transmembrane transporter activity; coenzyme A transmembrane transporter activity
Source: RefSeq, a predicted model, not a curated record